UAGUAUAGGGUAGUACUGUACCUAUCUAUCCAAUCGUUGUCUCGCGAGAACUUUUUUAUCCAAUCAUCACUCUUUAUUACGUCUUUUCAGACGUCACUUAGACAACAAUCGAACAAAGUUAGUAAAUUUUCCGUGUUAUGUCCGACGAUACACACAAUGUUCGGAGAUUACGAAAAUUUUCUUACAUUUAUUGGUUUAAUUUUCGUUUCUGGCUUUCUGCUGUCGAUUAUUAAAGAAGUUUUCCGUGGAAUUCGUUUGUACUUGCUUCCUACAUUCGUUCCACCCGAUUUUAAAAAGUAUGGCGAAUGGGUCGUGAUCACCGGUGGAAGCGCAGGUAUAGGAAAGUGUACGGCUCAACAAUUGGCAAAAUUUGGCUUGAACUUGGUACUGGUUAGCAACGAGUCAGAAGAAUUAAAGAUGACGGCAGAAGACAUCCAAGCCGAAUUCGGUGUGAAGUGUUGUGACGUAAUGGCCGAUCUGACAGGAGGAAAGAAAGCUUAUGACUCUUUGUGGGCUAAAAUUCAAGAUAAAGACGUCGGGAUUUUUAUUAAUUGCGCAGGUAUCGACGGUAAGUCACCGUGUCUUUUUCUAGAAGAAACGGAAAGAAACAUUCAGAUAAUGAUGGCUUUAAAUAUGAAUGUUGUGGUCGAUACCACGUAUAGAUUAUGUAAUUACUAUUUAAAAAAGAAAAAAGGGGUUAUAGUUAAUAUAUCGUCGUUGUCGUCUUUUUUUCCUACUCCGUAUUACGCUACUUAUUCCGCAUGCAAAAAAUUUGUGGAUGACUUCAGUAAAGCCGUAAUGACGGAAUUAUCUGGAACAAACGUAACCUUGCAGUCUCUAACGCCAUUUUUUGUUAAUACUAGAAUGUUAAGCGAUAAACCUUAUUUAAUGACGUUAGGUCCAUUUGUACCGUCGACCGAGACUUUUUGCCAAAGUUGGGCUAAAAGUAUAGGAAUAAGCAAUACAUGUAGCGGUUUCUGGUUGCACGAGGUUUUAGCUUAUUGUACUCGUUUUUGUCCUUCUUUUAUAUUGAAUUUAAGUAUGGGUAAAAUAUAUUCAAAUGCAGAAAAAUUUAGAAAAGAAGUCCGUAAUGAAACUAAUGCAGAAAUUAAUUAAUUGAUAACAAAUUUUCUGUAAAUAUUGAAUUGACUUCUCUAUAAUAGAUUUUUGCCAUUAAAAGUAUUGUUUUCUUUGUGCAGGCAAAAUGCUUUUCUGAACUUUAAAAUUAUAAUAUAAACAUUUAUCAAAUGAAUAAUAUUAACUUUAAACUGAACUGAAUAUAAUGCGAGACUUAAUGUAAUUUUCUCGUGUAAUUUUAAAUAUCUAUAUUGAUAUAACGUUUACUGUUUAAUAGCAAUCAAUAACUGUAUUUUUACAUAUAUUUAAUAUUU
Messenger RNA from Centruroides sculpturatus (bark scorpion), 1391 nucleotides. RefSeq names its product inactive hydroxysteroid dehydrogenase-like protein 1. Bases 157 to 1116 code for a protein of 319 amino acids. The transcript has a single exon. Gene Ontology annotation, cellular component: endoplasmic reticulum. NCBI's taxonomy places the organism in Eukaryota, Metazoa, Arthropoda, Arachnida, Scorpiones, Buthidae. Gene Ontology annotation, molecular function: oxidoreductase activity. The record is from RefSeq and is a predicted model, not a curated record.